UGCUUGUGAAUUGGACUGCCGACCAUUUACCCAUCACUGCCUCAAGCCCAUACGCUCGGUGUGAAAAAAACUGGAAAGAACACACCUAUUAUAAAUUAUAAUUCAUAAAGCGCCAUUGUUGUAUAUGGUUGUAUUUACUAACUGAUCCAACAACUCAAAAAGUGAAAGUUAUUUAGCUGAAUGAAGGUUAAUUACUAAUUUUGUUAUAUCAUAGCACCUAAAUAAUGGCUCAUCACUACGUUGUAACAGCUCAUAAACCAACAGCAGUAACAGCUUGUGUUACAGGCAAUUUUACAUCAUCAACAGAUUUAAAUCUUAUUUUGGCUAAGAAUACAAGAUUAGAAAUCUACCUAGUUACACCGGAAGGUUUACGACCACUCAAAGAAAUUGGAAUUUAUGGAAAAAUAUCGGUCAUUAAACUAUUCCGACCUCCUCACGAAAAAAAAGAUUUGCUUUUUCUUCUUACAACAAGAUACAAUGCUAUGAUACUCGAGUGUUCUGGGGAGGGUGAAGACAUUGAAAUAAUAACAAAAGCACAUGGUAAUGUUGCUGACAGAAUUGGUAAACCAUCAGAGACUGGUAUCAAAGCAGUUAUUGAUCCAAAAGCAAGAGUUAUUGGUCUUCGAUUGUACGAUGGCUUGUUUAAAAUAAUACCACUUGACAAAGAUAACCCAGAGCUAAAGGCAUCAUCAAUACGUAUGGAUGAACAGCAAGUUCAAGACGUUAAUUUUCUUCAUGGGUGUGCCAAUCCAACGCUGAUCAUAAUUCAUCAGGAUAUAAAUGGUCGUCAUGUAAAAACUCAUGAAAUAUCACUGCGUGACAAAGAAUUUGUGAAAACACUCUGGAAGCAGGAUAAUGUUGAGCGUGAAUCAAUGAUGAUUAUACCAGUGCCAUCUCCAAUAUGUGGGGCAAUAAUCAUCGGUCAAGAGAGUAUACUUUAUCACGACGGCACAGCUUACGUUGCAGUUGUUCCACCAAUAAUCAAAUACAGUACAAUAACAUGUUAUGCCAAAGUUGACGCACAAGGUCUACGUUAUUUGCUUGGUGACAUGGCUGGUCAUCUAUUCAUGUUAUUUCUUGAACAAGAAAAAAAACCUGAUGGUACCACUGUCAUUAAGGAUUUAAAAGUUGAACUGCUAGGUGAAGUCAGCAUUCCCGAGUGUAUAACAUAUCUUGACAAUGGUGUUAUAUUUGUCGGAAGUCGUUUGGGUGAUUCGCAAUUGAUAAAACUCAUUACAAAACCUGAUGAAAAUGGAUCAUACUGUGUUCCAAUGGAAACAUUUACGAAUCUUGCACCAAUUGUUGAUAUGGCUGUUGUUGAUCUUGAAAGACAGGGUCAAGGACAAAUGGUAACAUGUUCAGGUGCAUAUAAAGAAGGCUCGCUGCGCAUCAUCAGGAAUGGUAUUGGUAUACAAGAACAUGCAAGUAUUGAUUUACCAGGCAUAAAAGGUAUGUGGGCACUAAAAAUUGGUAAUAAAAUAUAUGAUAAUACACUUGUGUUAUCCUUUGUUGGACAAACAAGAAUUUUAACAUUAAAUGGUGAAGAAGUUGAAGAAACUGAUAUACCUGGUUUUACUGCUAAUGAACAAACAUUUCAUACCGGUAAUAUUAAUGAUGAUUUAUUUAUUCAAAUAACACCCACAUCAGCACGUUUAAUAUCAUAUACAACAAAAAAAGUUGUUUCAAUAUGGCAGCCAGAUAAUAAACGAACAAUAAGUGUUGUUGCAUGUAAUGGUAAACAAGUAUUAUGUGCAACUGGUAAUGAUUUAUAUUACAUGGAAAUAAUUGAUGAAAAAAUAAUUGCAAAAGGUACAACAAUAUUAGAACAUGAAGUCGCAUGUCUUGAUAUAUCACCCCUUGAUAAUUCAAUUGAAGCGAAUAUUGUUGCUGUUGGUUUAUGGACAGAUAUAUCAAUAAGAAUAUUAACAUUACCAAACCUUGAAGAAAUAAAUAAAGAACUACUUGGUGGUGAAAUAAUACCAAGAUCAAUACUAAUGACAUGUUUUGAAAGUAAUACAUAUCUUCUUUGUGCACUCGGUGAUGGUAGUAUGUACUAUUUUACACUACAAAAAGAUAAUGGUUUAUUAAAUGAUAAAAAAAAAGUAACACUUGGUACACAACCAACUGUUUUACGUACAUUUAGAUCAUUAUCAACAACAAAUGUAUUCGCAUGUUCAGAUCGUCCAACAGUUAUAUAUUCAUCAAAUCACAAAUUAGUAUUUAGUAAUGUUAAUUUGAAAGAAGUUAAUCAUAUGUGUUCAUUAAACGCUGAAUCAUAUCCAGAUAGUUUGGCACUUGCAACAGAUAGUACAGUUACAAUCGGUACAAUUGAUGAAAUACAAAAAUUACAUAUUAGAACAGUAUCACUUGGUGAAUCCCCUCGUCGUAUUGCAUAUCAAGAAACAACACAAACCUUUGGUGUUAUAACAAUGCGCGUUGAUGUACAAGAAAGUAACGGUGUUAACUGGAUAAGACCAUCGGCAUCAACACAAGCAACAUCAACAUCAAGUUGUAGUCAUAUUACAUCACAAAAUAAACCAACUCAUACUGGUGAUGUUGGACAAGAAGUCGAAAUACAUAACUUAUUAAUAAUUGAUCAGCAUACAUUUGAAGUAUUACAUGCACAUACAUUAAUGCCAAAUGAAUAUGCGUUGUCAUUAAUAUCAACAAAACUUGGUGAUGAUCCAAUACCAUAUUUCAUUAUCGGUACUGCACUUGUUAAUCCAGACGAAUCAGAACCUAAAAUUGGUCGAAUAUUAAUAUAUCAAUGGUUAGACGGCAAAUUAAGUCAAAUUGCUGAGAAAGAAAUAAAAGGUUCCUGCUAUUCACUUGUUGAAUUUAAUGGUAAAUUAUUAGCAAGUAUUAAUAGCACUGUUAGAUUAUUUGAAUGGACUGCUGAAAAAGAAUUGCGUCUUGAAUGCAGUCAUUUUAAUAACAUUAUUGCAUUAUAUUUAAAAACAAAAGGUGAAUUUGUAUUAGUUGGUGAUUUAAUGAGAUCAUUCACACUAUUACAAUACAAAACAAUGGAAGGUAGUUUUGAAGAAAUUGCUAGAGAUUAUAAUCCAAAUUGGAUGACUAGUAUUGAAAUACUUGAUGAUGAUACAUUUUUGGGAGCUGAAAACUGUUUUAAUUUAUUUGUAUGUCAAAAAGAUAGUGCAGCAGCAUCUGAAGAAGAUAGACAACAAAUGCAAGAAAUUGGACAAUUUCAUUUGGGUGAUAUGGUUAAUGUAUUUCGUCAUGGUUCACUUGUCAUGCAACAUUUGGGCGAAUCAAGUACACCAACAAAUGGCUGUGUAUUAUUUGGUACUGUUGGUGGUGCAAUUGGUCUUGUUACCCAAAUACCAUCAUAUUAUUAUGAAUUUUUACGUAAUUUAGAAGAUAAAUUAACGACAAUUAUUAAGAGUGUUGGUAAAAUUGAACAUCGUUUUUGGCGUAGUUUUAAUACCAAACUGAAAGUUGAACAGUGUGAAGGCUUCAUUGAUGGUGAUCUGAUUGAAAGUUUUUUAGAUUUAAAUCCUGACAAAAUGGUUGAAGUUGCAACGGGACUAACUAUUGAUGAUGGACAAGGAACAAAAAAAGAAGCAACUGUCGAUGAUCUGGCUAAAAUUGUUGAGGAUCUUACAAGGAUACAUUAAAUUUAUAAUGUUAAUUUGUAAAUGAGCACGCUUAUUAUUGAAAUAUCAAUAAUUUAAAAUCAAAUAAAAAAUAUAUUUCACAAAAACCAAUAAUAAUAAUAAUAAUAAUAAUUAUUACAAUUCUAGGAUUAAAAACUACUGUUAGUGUGGUCAUCAUUAUUCAGAGUAAAACCCUUUCAAACUUAAUCGUUGAAUAAAAACUUCAAUUUUAAAUUGAUUAUUUAUAAAGAAAACUUGCUGCGGCAGUUUUUAAUGUUUUUGGAUCAAAUAACCAAUCGCGUAUUUUUUCAAUACCUAUACCAGUCAUUGCACUUGCUUCAAUAAUCAUCAUACUUUGUUUUAUUUCACUUUGUAAACGUAAAAAAUGUAACAUAAGUAAUGCUUCAUUUCUCAAUUGUCUAUAUGAUACAUCCAUUUUAGAUAAUAUCAGACAAAAUUUGGUGUUUUGUAAUUUCGGCUCGACAAUUAAUGAAUAUAGUAAUACACUAGCAGCGCUGAUUUGGCAAAGAUUACUUGUAUCAAUAACAUAUAUUAUUUUACCAACUUUGUCGAAAUAAUGUUUCCAUAUAGGAGACAUGUUGCCACCAAUUUCUUUAAUAACUGUACUGAAAUGUCCAUCUUUAUUUUUUAUUGUAAAUAAAUUGAGUCCAUUUGUUGGUACUGUGUGCGAUGCUUCGUCAAUCUGUUCAUCACCUUGGAGUUUUUUCAUCAAUAAUGUUUUUCCAGAUUUUCGAGGACCAAGGCAAAGACACAUAAUUACUUUUCGAUUCAAUUUUCGUCAAUAAAAAAACUACUACUGUAGUAUCUUAUUAUUAGUCAAUUGAAUAUUGAUAAAACAUUUUGAGUAACUAGGAAAUCAUGAAGUAAUCGAUCCCAACAUAAUGAAAUAUCCAUGGUAACGUCGGCUAAUCAUUAAAGUAGUCAGUAGUCGAUCAAUAAUAACUCGAAAUAUCCAUAUAUUCAGUAAUUUAUAUUUUAAAUGCGUCAUCAACAUCGGUUACAUAUAAACAUUAUCACAGUUGAACUCAAUAAUUUACUGUCGUGAAAUAUUAUCAAGACUCGAUGAUUUUAUUUUAUUCUUUAGAUUUUAGAUUGUACUAUACUAGUCAAUCAUUUCUAUUAUUUUCAAGACCAAUGACUGCUUUGAUGAUAAGCCAAAUUUACCAUGGGUUGUUUAUUUUUUUAAUUCGAUUUCAGCAUAGUUUAAAUUUAUUUUCAUAAGUACUGCUGUAAUAAAUUCAAUACACAAUAUCUACAUCGCUCACGUGGUAGAAUGGCUUGUAAUUUGAUUAUGCUAUUUUUCAGUAAGAUAAAAAAAACUAAAUAGUAGACUUAAUAAAGGAAAACAACAAUUAUUAUUAUUUAUACAUGUCAUUUGUACAAUGUUUUUCCUGACUAUGUGCAUAUGUAUAGUAAUUUUUUUUUAGAUUCUAAAACGUCAUGAUGUCAUGAUAUUGAUUCUUCACAUAUAAAUGGUGUGUAUGAUUACUUUUAUGUCCAUUUUUUUUUUUUUUUUUUUUUUUGUUUGAUAUACACAUGUAUUACGAGCAUUAUUAUUUAUUUAUUUAUUUGACUAGAUGUCCCAGGCACUUGUAAGUUUGAAAUAAAUCUCAAUAAUUGAGAUUAUCUUUCAGAAAAUAUUGUUCUUACUAUUUCUGGCAUGCGCCAUGCGUGUAAACGUCGGUCUUUG
Molecule: messenger RNA, 5325 nt
Organism: Aphidius gifuensis
Lineage: Eukaryota; Metazoa; Arthropoda; Insecta; Hymenoptera; Braconidae
Gene: pic
Product: DNA damage-binding protein 1
Exons: 4
Coding region: 225-3635 (1136 amino acids)
Biological process (GO): DNA repair; proteasome-mediated ubiquitin-dependent protein catabolic process
Cellular component (GO): site of double-strand break; nucleus
Molecular function (GO): nucleic acid binding; protein binding
Source: RefSeq, a predicted model, not a curated record